AUGAAAUUUAAAAUAUUUUCUUCAAGAAUUAUUAAACUCGGCAAAAACCGAGUUUUUUGUAGGACUUUUCUAAUUACUAUUCUAAUUUUUCUGAUUUUUUUCUCUAAGCGGAGGUUGGCAAUUGACCUUCUAUUAAUUGCUGAACUUGUAUUAAUUGACGUUUUUUUUUCAAAAUGUUUGAGGAAAAAAAAAGUGGUUAAUUAUCCAAGAAACUCCAAAAGUUUGACUUCUGGUGAGAAAAAUGAUAUUGAACUUAAAAAAUUUUCCAGUAAUAACUCUAAUAAUUCCGAAAAGCAACAAAAAACAAUUAAAAGGUCAGUUGAUGAUAAAAGAUUUAGGAAAAUUGGGAGAAAAAAAAGUAAAGGAUAUGGCUGGAUGCUUACAAUUAUAGCCUCAUUAAUAUUGAUAUUUACAUCGUUUUACGAAAGUUGGAUUACUAAUAUUGUUGGUAAAAAACAUUCAAAUAAACAAGAAAUAAUAAGUUCGAAAGAUCAGUAUUCGGUAGAAAGUAGGUAUCUCAACAAAAUUUUCAGAUAUAGCCCUCCAAUUAAUUUAUCCGUUCUCGAAUUUUCAAAUUGGUUGCUCAAUAACUGGUCCUAUAGAUCUAUCUCAAAUCCGCGAAGUUCAUUUUCUGACUAUUUAAACAUUGAAACAAAAGUAAUUGAAUAUAUCGAGACUGAAUUUGAUACAUUUAUCAAUUUGAAGAAAGAAACAUCCCUACCAAAUGUAAAUAAUGAAAUCAAAAGUAGUAAUUUGAACGAUUUAACAAGAAGUACUAAUUCGGUUUCUGGUUUAGGUAAUUACAAUGAAAAUGAUAGAAUAAGUAUUGUAAUUCCAGCUUAUAAUGAAGAUGAGUUUAUCAGUAAAACUAUAAUCUACACUAUUGAAGCGACUCCAGUGGAAUUGCUGAGAGAAAUCAUUGUUGUUGAUGACUUCAGUGAAAAUCCAGUACAUGAAAUACUUGAAAAAGAACUCCCAGAGAAUUAUAAAAGAUAUGUGAAAAUAAUAAGAUUAAAUAAAUGUGAAGGUUUAAUAAGAUCAAAAAUAAUUGGAGCAGAUGCUGCUUUAGGCCCUAAUAUAUUUUUUUUAGAUGGACAUUGUAAACCAAAAAAGGGCUGGUCAGAAGCAUUGGUUAAAUCAAUUAGAGAAAACUAUAAGAGAAUUGUUUGUCCAAUAGUCCAAAGUAUCUCUAAUACUGAUUGGAGUGAUAUAGGAACGGCUGGUGCGAAAAUGAUGAUAGAAUGGAAUUUUGCAUUUCAUUGGUAUGAUGAUGGACUACCAGAAAUUCCGAUUACAUCAGGAGGAAUAUUAAUGAUAACAAAAAGAUGGUGGGAAGAAAGUGGCAAGUAUGAUCCGGGAAUGCUUUAUUGGGGUGGUGAAAAUAUUGAGCAAAGCUUUAGAGUUUGGCUUUGUGGUGGAGAAAUACAUGUGGUAAGAAAUUCAUUAGUUGGACAUAUUUUUGAUAGAAAUAAUUUAAAUAAAAGAAACCAAGAUUUUGAAUAUAAAAAAAUGUUAAUUGACAAUAUGAACACUAAUCAUCAAAGAACGGCAUUUGUAUGGUUAAGUGAACAAUUUUAUGAAACUUAUUUCAAAAAUUAUCAUGUAAUGGGUUAUUUACCUCUUAGUUAUACAAAGGGUUUAAGUGAAAGACUCUCAUUAAAAUACAUAUUGAAAUGUAAACCUUUUGAGUGGUAUUUAAAAAAAUUUAGGCCAGCAUUUGAAAGACAGCAUGAAUUAUAUUACGACUUCCACCAUAUUCAACAUUUAAAAAGUAGAUUAUGUUUGUCUACAUUGAAUAAACAAGAAGAUAAGAUUGAUAUUGAGAAAACUAAUGAGAUUGAAAUUCCAAUGACUGUAGUACCGAAUGAUGUGUCCAGGUAUAACAUAAAAACAACUACUGAUUAUGACAUAUUAACUUUAAAAACGUGUAACUAUCUUGACGAAUCCCAAAAGUGGAGUUUUAUCCUUGGUAAUCGGAUGUUAUAUAAUUAUAAAUCAAGAAAAUGUUUAGAUAAAGUAAUUUCAGUUAAUUUAAUUGAAAAAAUAAAAUCGGAAGAUUAUAUAGAGUUAAUUAAAAGUUUAAAAUCUAAUACUAUAUUGAAAUUACCUUUAUUAUAUGAGUGUGACUGGAAUCUUGUGAUGAGAGCAAGAAAUUAUAAUCAGUUCUGGGCAUGGAAAAACAAUAAAAAUAAAAAUGGAAGAAUUGUCAAUUGGGCAGGAGAUGAACAUAUAUCAAAUACGACAGGUGGGGCAGAGGAAUUUAAAGUUCCAAUAAAUAAAGGAUUAUAG
Molecule: messenger RNA, 2289 nt
Organism: Cryptosporidium ubiquitum
Lineage: Eukaryota; Apicomplexa; Conoidasida; Eucoccidiorida; Cryptosporidiidae
Exons: 2
Coding region: 1-2289 (762 amino acids)
Cellular component (GO): Golgi apparatus
Source: RefSeq, a predicted model, not a curated record